AUGCAAUAUUUUUCUUCAGAUCAACUGUCAUGUUUCAGGGAGGAAAUGCAAGCAGCGAAAGAUCGCUUCAGUCAAUUGGACAAGGACAGGAAAGGCCACAUUACCGUUAACGACCUCAGACGUCACUUUAGGGAUCACAACCAGAAGAUUGAUGAACGAGUUUUGCACGAGCUACUGAACGAAGUUGAUUUGAAUAAGAACGGUGAAAUCGAAAUCUCUGAAUUCUUCCAGUUGUAUUCUGGCCUGAAAGGCGGGCAGAUCAGUGCCAACCGUCUGGUGCUUUACCUGGACGAGAUUCAUGGAACGCCAGGAGUGAACCGAUCUGGAGGCGGGGUCUAA
Molecule: messenger RNA, 339 nt
Organism: Cooperia oncophora
Lineage: Eukaryota; Metazoa; Nematoda; Chromadorea; Rhabditida; Trichostrongylidae
Source: the annotation of a GenBank genome assembly